GUGUGUGGCUCUCUUUUCUUAUCCCUUAUAUCACCUGCAACCUUUGAUCCCUACACAUAGCAUGCCAUAUGUUCUUCAUUCCUUUCUAUUAGUUUCUAAGUUUCCCUGCACUCUAAAGACCUUUCCUUGCAAUCUAAAGACCAUGUCAAGUCAAGAAAAUGGCUCUUCUGAACACCCAACAUGGCCGGAGUUCAAGCUUCCUGACUUGUUGUCUACGCACACCGUUCGACAAGUCCAUGCAACAAUUGAGAAUGAAUGGGAUCCCCUUCAGCUGUCUGCAUGCCAAACUGCAGCCGGUAGAGCCUUGUGGAAGCAUGUGAUUCAUGAUCCCCUGGCAGACAUACUUGCUGGAGAGACGUACCUAAAAAAUUUUCAUGAGAAGAUAAAGAAAGACUGUGUCAACAAAGCACGAGAAAUCUCUGGAGUCAUUCUUGCAGUUCGAACCCUCUGGUUUGAUUCAAAACUUGAAGCAGCACUUCAUUCCUUCAAUGACAGAGAAGCACAAGUAGUUCUUCUUGGGGCAGGAAUGGAUGCAAGGGCUUACCGAUUGAGUUGCUUGAAGGAAAGCAAUGUGUUUGAAGUUGAUUUUCCUGAAGUCCUGCAAAUUAAAGCCACUCUUCUGCAAGCAGCGAUGGAUUCUACAAACGAUCACCAGUAUCUAAAGAUAACAGCAAAAUCCAUAACCAGAGUGGCGGCUGAUAUCAGAAGCAAUGACUGGCUCGAAAAACUUCAAAUAUCAGGGUUUGUGCCAGAGAAGAACACAGUGUGGGUUCUGGAAGGCAUCCUCUACUACCUAUCCCACUCUGAGGCCACACAAGUACUUGAAAUCAUAGCAGACAAGUGCUCGCUUACUAACACAGUGCUCUUGGCAGAUUUUAUGAACAAACCAUCAACCAGUCUCUCCAGUUCCAUCUUCCAUUUCUACAGCGAUUGGCCUGAUCAUCUCCUGCCAUCUCUUGGCUUUUCUCAUGUUAAACUUUCACAAAUUGGUGAUCCAGAUGCUCAUUUUGGGCUCAUGCACGAUCCCUUAAAUCUGUUCAACAAGCUCCGCAGCUUGCCUAGGUCAGUAUAUACCCACCCAGAUGAUGGAACACCAUGUUGUCGCUUGUAUUUGGUUGAGGCUUCUGGUUCACCAAAGCAAACUAUUCCAUAGAUGGCCAGCUGAUGUUCACUAAAUAUCUCCAACUAGCUGCGCAGCUUGUCUAGGUCAGUAUAAACACAGCCAGAUGAUGGAACACUUCACAGCCAGUUGGUGUAGCAACAUCUGAUUACCUAUUAGACCACUCCACAGGGACCAACAGGUCAUUUAUAAUUUGAUACCACAAGUGUCAACUCAAAAUUAAAGCAGCAUAGGAGUAGGCAUCAAUAUUUGUAGUACUGUCAAAGGAAAAUAUAUUCCAUUGGAAUGAGAACUCAAAUGAAUUUAA
This is a messenger RNA of Prunus avium (sweet cherry), 1427 nucleotides long. RefSeq names its product Leucine carboxyl methyltransferase. NCBI's taxonomy places the organism in Eukaryota, Viridiplantae, Streptophyta, Magnoliopsida, Rosales, Rosaceae. Gene Ontology annotation, molecular function: methyltransferase activity. Gene Ontology annotation, biological process: methylation. The record is from RefSeq and is a predicted model, not a curated record.